GCUGCCGGCGGGAGCCGCCUGCAAGAGCACCAUGCUGCGCCUGCCUGCCCUCCGCAGGGCCCUGCCUGCGGCCGCGCCGGCCUUCGCGGUACGCGGCCGCACGACCGCCACAGCAGCCAGCAACCAGAUAGAGGUGUUUGUGGACGGCCAGCCCGUGCUGGUGGACCCCGGAACCACAGUGCUGCAGGCCUGUGAGAAGGCUGGAAUUCAGAUACCACGGUUUUGUUACCAUGACCGUCUCUCUGUUGCUGGAAACUGUAGGAUGUGUCUUGUGGAAAUAGAGAAAGCUCCAAAGCCAGUAGCUGCUUGUGCCAUGCCAGUUAUGAAGGGCUGGAACAUACUGACAAAUUCUGAGAAGUCCAGGAAAGCAAGAGAGGGUGUAAUGGAGUUCCUGCUGGCAAAUCACCCACUGGACUGUCCAAUCUGUGAUCAGGGUGGAGAAUGUGACCUACAGGAUCAAUCAAUGAUGUUUGGCAGUGAUAGGAGUAGAUUUAGAGAGGGAAAACGCGCAGUUGAGGACAAGAACAUUGGCCCACUAGUUAAAACGAUCAUGACUCGGUGUAUACAGUGCACUCGGUGUAUCAGAUUUGCUAGUGAGGUCGCAGGUGUAGAUGACUUGGGAACAACCGGAAGAGGAAAUGACAUGCAAGUUGGUACCUAUGUUGAAAAAAUGUUCAUGUCAGAGUUAUCAGGAAAUAUUAUUGACAUCUGCCCCGUUGGUGCACUUACCUCCAAGCCAUAUGCCUUUACUGCACGCCCAUGGGAGACAAGGAAGGUAGAGUCCAUUGAUGUUCUUGAUGCAGUUGGAAGCAACAUUGUAGUAAGCACAAGGACUGGAGAAGUGAUGAGAAUUUUGCCAAGGCUGCAUGAAGAUAUCAAUGAGGAAUGGAUAUCUGACAAAACAAGGUUUGCAUAUGAUGGUCUGAAGCGUCAGAGGCUUACACAGCCCAUGAUCAAAAAUGAGAAAGGACUCUUCGUUUAUGCUUCAUGGGAGGAUGUGUUAACUCGUGUUGCUGGUGUGCUAAAGGCUGUCCAAGGUAAGGAUGUAGCAGCAAUUGUAGGAGGACUGGUGGAUGCAGAAGCACUAAUAGCUCUAAAAGACUUACUGAAUAGAGUAAAUUGCGAUACGCUCUGCACAGAAGAGAUCUUCCCUACUACUGGAGCUGGCACAGAUUUACGCUCUAACUACCUGCUUAAUACCAAGAUUGCUGGAGUGGAGGAGGCAGAUGUGCUGCUUCUGGUUGGCACCAAUCCACGCUUUGAAGCGCCACUUUUUAAUGCUAGAAUUCGAAAGAGCUGGCUUCACAAUGACUUGCACGUGGCCCUCGUUGGCUCUGCUGUGAAUUUGACCUACACGUAUGAUCAUCUGGGAGAAUCACCACAGAUACUCCAGGACAUUGCUUCUGGGAAACAUGCAUUCUGCAAGGUCCUCAGCCAGGCUAAAAAGCCAAUGGUGGUGGUAGGAAGUGCAGCACUGCAGCGCAACGAUGGAGCAGCUAUCCAUGCUGCAGUUUCCACCAUUGCACAAAAUGCCAGGACUAAGAGCGGUGUUGGUUCUGACUGGAAAGUUAUGAAUAUCCUUCACAGGGUUGCAAGCCAGGUAGCUGCUUUGGAUCUGGGUUUCAAACCAGGAGUGGAGGCAAUUAGGAAAAAUCCUCCAAAAUUAUUGUAUCUCUUGGGAGCGGAUUCUGGUUGUAUAACACGUCAGGAUUUGCCAAAGGAUUGCUUUAUCAUCUAUCAAGGACAUCACGGGGAUGUGGGAGCUCCCAUGGCUGAUGUUAUUCUCCCAGGAGCAGCGUAUACAGAGAAAGCAGCAACAUACGUGAAUACUGAAGGUAGGGCCCAGCAGACAAGAGUAGCAGUAACACCUCCUGGGAUGGCAAGGGAAGACUGGAAAAUCAUUAGAGCUGUCUCUGAGGUGGCUGGUUUGACCUUGCCUUACGAGAACCUUGCUGAAAUACGGAAGCGUCUAGAAGAAGUAUCUCCUAAUCUGGUCCGGUAUGAUGACGUGGAGGAGGCUAACUACUUCAAACAGGCAAAUGAAUUAUCAAAGUUAGUGAAGCAGCAGCUUCUUGCUGAUCCUCUUGUUCCACCUCAGCUCACAAUAAAAGACUUCUAUAUGACAGAUUCCAUCAGUCGAGCAUCCCAGACUAUGGCCAAGUGUGUGAAAGCAGUUGUUGAAGGUGCUCAUGCAGUGGAAGAGCCAGCCAGCUGCUAGUUACUGAUCAAACCGCUACCAACUCCAUCCAAGUAUUUGUUGCAGUUAAUAGCUGUGACCAAUACCUUUUUUUUUUUUUUUUCAGAAUCUAUUUGCUAGGCAGCGGUAUUUCUUUUUUCAUCCACAUUUUCAUCAGUUCACAUAGUCCCACAGUAUAAAACUCUUGUGGCUGGAGAGAACAUGCAGCAUUCAGCUUGCUGUACCUAGAGGCUGCAUACACGAUGACUGUAUACAAAUAAAUUAUAAUAUUAAACAAGCCAUUACACAUGUAAUUUAUAAAGCUCACGCUUCUUGUAUGAAAACAGCUCGGCCUCAAUAGAAGUUUUGAUUUGCCAAGAACAAUUUUUUGUGGCCUAGACACUAGACUGCAACCUUCCAGAGCAUCUAGCUAUUGUAAACACUGAUGAGGAUGUGAACGCUCUAUUUUUGUCAUGCACUUUCAGAGCAAGUUGUCUCUCUUUUCAGUCAAACAUACCUGGUUUGUGUCAGUGUACACCUGCUGCUCUAGAUAUUUGUCUGUGUUUCUCCAUUUUGUUGGCAGUUGAGAAAACUACUCAAGGGAAGAAUUAUUAUUUUUAUGCUGUGAAAAGGAGCAAGCAAUUUUCACACAGCUUUGAAAUGUUAAACUUUUUAAAACUUAGCAAAAGAUAAAAGGCCUUCAGCUGCACCAGUACAAGAAAAAAUCUCACUGUAGUUCCUCUGUGCACUGAUCUUUUUAUAGCAAAGUGGAAGAGGAGACUGUGGGGUUUCAUUUUAAAGCUUUGCGUGACUUCAGAACAGUGAGUCGCUGCUCAGCGUUACAGGAUGUUGGAUAAUGCAAGUUUGGAAGAAGGCUAGCUACCCCAGCAAUGAGGUGCUAGAGUAAUAAGAGCUAGAGGAAUCCUUCCAGGAAUCAUGCAGACCAAAAUGCUGAUAUAAAGUCGUCACUUCCAA
Molecule: messenger RNA, 3151 nt
Organism: Numida meleagris (helmeted guineafowl)
Lineage: Eukaryota; Metazoa; Chordata; Aves; Galliformes; Numididae
Gene: NDUFS1
Product: NADH:ubiquinone oxidoreductase core subunit S1
Exons: 19
Coding region: 32-2218 (728 amino acids)
Biological process (GO): ATP synthesis coupled electron transport
Cellular component (GO): membrane
Molecular function (GO): iron-sulfur cluster binding; NADH dehydrogenase (ubiquinone) activity
Source: RefSeq, a predicted model, not a curated record